Messenger RNA from Schistocerca gregaria, 855 nucleotides. Its product is annotated as histone H2B type 2-K1-like. Bases 162 to 779 code for a protein of 205 amino acids. Gene Ontology annotation, biological process: nucleosome assembly. The record is from RefSeq and is a predicted model, not a curated record. Gene Ontology annotation, cellular component: nucleosome. The transcript is spliced from 3 exons. NCBI's taxonomy places the organism in Eukaryota, Metazoa, Arthropoda, Insecta, Orthoptera, Acrididae. Gene Ontology annotation, molecular function: DNA binding; structural constituent of chromatin; protein heterodimerization activity.
UAUUCUUUAUGAGGUUGACAGCUUAUUGUUUGAUGACGAUGCUCGAUAAACGUAAUCUCUGCUUCAAACAAAAGCUAUGUGUUGAUUUAGUGCUUAGUUAUAUUUCUUUAAACUUUUUCUAAAAAUUUUAGCAAGAAGAAAACUUUUGUAAUUGGUCUAUCAUGAAGUCAAUACGUAAGAAGUGCAGCUCACUACUCCGGAGAACCGCCGAUAGCAUAAGGAGCAUUGUGCGGCCGGGUGGGACGCCAGACACUUCAACCGAUGCGAGCUGCAGCGAUGUCGGCGACAGCAGCGUCACUCCGGAGAAGCUGGCGCCGGGCCUGCGCUGCGCUGGCGACGCGUCGGCCCACCCCAGCGGCGGCGGAGGCGGCGACGGCGACGUGCGGCGGAGGCGGCGGCAGCGGCGGAAGAAGGGGCGCACGCAGCGCCAGAUACGCUCGUACGCGCGAUACGUGCGCUCCCUCAUGCGCACCAUACACCCCAGGAGGCGCAUCUCCAAGGCCGCCAUCGCCGUCAUGGACUCCUUUCUGUCCGACAUGCAGGUGCGGCUGAGCGAGGAGGCGCGUCGGUUGUGUCGCAAGGCGGGCCGGCGCACGCUGAAGGCGUCGGACGUGUGCGCCGCGGUGCAGCUGCUCCUGCCAAAGGAGCUGGCUGUGCACGCGCGGCGCGAGGCGGAGGCCGCGCUGCAGCUGGCCGCCGCCAGCAGAGCCACGGCCGGCGACAAGGCGGGGGCGGCGGCGGCCGCCAGGACGCGCUCCCAGUCGCUGCCGCCCUCCUGACCUCCCGUUUUCCCUCUGUCUGUGUCUUACUGUUGUGCGUCUUGUUCUAAUAAAGAUAAGUAGAGUUAGGCAAUCA